Molecule: messenger RNA, 2482 nt
Organism: Cynoglossus semilaevis (tongue sole)
Lineage: Eukaryota; Metazoa; Chordata; Actinopteri; Pleuronectiformes; Cynoglossidae
Gene: cyp21a2
Product: cytochrome P450, family 21, subfamily A, polypeptide 2
Exons: 12
Coding region: 621-2192 (523 amino acids)
Biological process (GO): progesterone metabolic process; hormone biosynthetic process
Molecular function (GO): iron ion binding; steroid 17-alpha-monooxygenase activity; heme binding
Source: RefSeq, a predicted model, not a curated record
AAAUAAAUCCAGAGGAGAAUGAAUGUCACAGUUGCUGCAUGUUACUUUUUUCAAGUGAAUUUGUGUAUGCUGUGUUUUUUUGUUCUUUUAAAUGACAGCUAUCAACACAUUUGUAUCAAUGUGUUUUCAAAUAUUUCUGAGAAAAAAAAAAAGAAUGGGAAACUUUUUUCAACUGCAACUUUUUGUAUACAACUUUUUUGCCUGACCCAAAAACUUCUGCAUCAAUUUUGUCAAAAUUAAAAAAAAAAUCUCUUCAUGUCAUGGUUUGCAUCCUCACUGCUACUGUAAUGAAAUGUGCACUGUCUGGGAAUAAAUGUGUCUAUUUUGGGUCUGAAGUGUUGUUUCAUUGCAUAAUCUAGAUUCUGCUAAACAAACCAGCCUGAUGAUUCUUCCCCUGUGAUGUGUUGUUUUGCCCUUCAGCACGUACCAACUGGUUUAUCAGCCAGUGUCUGACUACAUGUUUAGGAAUUCCUCUCCCAAUCUGAUAUCAUGACCUAAAAAUGUUUGGAUGUCCCUGGUGCUCAUCAGACCAGCUGACACAGAGGAGGGAAACGGGCUGAGGUGACUAUAAAUGGACCAAACUGUUUGACGAUCUGCUUUUUGAACAGAGCAACAAGAAGAUGGCCGUAGAACUUUCUGUGGUCAGUGUGGGAGCUGUCCUCUUACUUGUGCUGCUGUUGUUGGCACUGAGCGGUGUUUUUGAUCAGAAGAGCAGAGCUGAAAAGGACGACAAGGAACAUGCCCAUUCUGGAACUGUCCCAAAAUGUCGCUCUGAGUUUCUUCCUCGUUCCUCAUCUCCAUCCAUCCCAGGUCCUCGUGGUUUCUUUCUUAUUGGGAACAUGAUGGAGCUGGCACACGACCAUCUGCCCAUUCACCUGACUCAGUUGGCACGACGCUACGGGAACAUUUAUCGUCUUAAAUGUGGAAACACAACCAUGGUGGUGCUGAGCAGCAGUGACCUCAUCAGAGAAGCACUGGUGAAGAAAUGGUCUGACUUUGCUGGGAGACCAAUAUCAUACACAGGUGAUAUUGUGUCAGGUGGAGGGCGCUCCAUCUCUCUGGGGGACUAUACAGAGGAGUGGAGGGCACAUCGUCGUCUGGUCCACGGAGCUUUGCAGCGUUGCUGCCACCAAUCUUUGCAAGAAGUGAUCGAGAAACAGGCGCUGCAUCUGCGACAGGUUUUGAUGGACUAUCAGGAGAGGGCCGUGGAUCUUGCGGAGGAUUUCACAGUGGCUGCCAGUAACGUCAUUACCACAUUGGCUUUUGGGAAAGAGUAUGACAAGAGUUCCACAGAGCUGCAGCAGCUGCACUGCUGUCUGAAUGAAAUAGUCGGCCUGUGGGGCUCCUCCUGGAUUUCUGUGCUGGACUCCUUCCCACUGCUCAGGAAAUUACCAAACCCUGUGUUUUCCCGUCUUCUGAAAGAAGUAGCCAAGAGGGAUGAAAUAAUACAACAUCACCUCAACAGUUACAAAUCGCAUGGCAAAAAGGAAGGCACCAUUACACAGUCUCUCCUCCAGGGAGUGGACGAACAGAACACCCGAGAAGACGGAGAGCAUCUCACAGAUGUUCAUGUUCACAUGGCCACUGUGGAUCUUAUCAUUGGGGGAACAGAGACUGCUGCAGCCUGGCUCAACUGGACCAUAGCCUUCCUUCUGCACAGACCAGAGAUACAGACCAAAGUAUACGAGGAGCUGUGUACUGUACUGGAGAGCCGAUACCCAAAGUACAGUGACAGACACAGACUUCCUGUUCUCUGCUCUCUGAUCAGCGAGGUUCUCAGACUCAGGCCGGUGGCCCCACUGGCUGUUCCACACAGAGCCAUCAGAGACAGCAGCAUUGCAGGUUACUUUAUCCCCAAGAACACUGUCGUCAUUCCUAACCUUUUUGGAGCACACCACGACCCUGCGGUUUGGACCGACCCGUACAGCUUCAGACCAGAGCGCUUUCUGGAAGGAGGCGGAGGCUCCAACCGGGCCCUCAUCCCAUUUGGAGGCGGAGCUCGGCUCUGCCUGGGAGAGUCUGUCGGUAAAAUGGAGCUCUUCUUAUUCACCGGCUACUUGUUGAGAGAUUUUGAGUUUAUCCUCCCUGUGAGUGAGACUUCACUGCCUGAGCUGAGAGGAAUUGCCACUGUUGUGCUCAAAAUCAAAUCCUACAACGUCAUUGUACGACCAAGACCUGUGGCUAGUUCCUGAUCUGCAGGGGGAACACCGCAGUACUCAAACGGUCCUACUUCAGUACUGCCAGUAUUACCACUAAUUACAGUUACACAUAUCAAACCAGUUCAGAUAAGUGAUGAAAAAUAUUUAUUCCUAACAACAUACGCUAUAUGUCGAAUGUGUCAAAGCUACAAUGUACUAUGAAGUAUUGCCGUGGUGGGUAUUUAAAUUACGGUAAAAAGAACAGAGAGAGAGAGAGCAUGCCAGAUUAUAGAACACCUGUGUUUUUAACAACUAAAUGAAUCAUUAAAUUCUAAUAGAAAGCA